Molecule: messenger RNA, 6777 nt
Organism: Mya arenaria
Lineage: Eukaryota; Metazoa; Mollusca; Bivalvia; Myida; Myidae
Product: START domain-containing protein 10-like
Exons: 6
Coding region: 65-871 (268 amino acids)
Molecular function (GO): lipid binding
Source: RefSeq, a predicted model, not a curated record
UGAAAGUUGACACGAAAUAUUUUUAUCCGGGUGAUAAAAUAUUCACCAUAUCUGGACACCCGUCAUGUUAUCGGUCUUGCAAGUUGGCGAGAUCCGUGUUGCAGACGACUCUGACUUUCGACGACUCAAAGCCUUGAGUGACGAUAGUCAGAAUUGGAAACAAGAGUAUCAGAAAAAUGCCACAAGUGUCUGGACCAAAAAUAAUGAAGUUUGCAAUUUCAAAAUAAUUAAGGUUCGAACAACAUUUGAAGAUGUAUCAGCAGAAGUGCUGUAUGAUGUUCUGCAUGACCCAGAGUAUCGGAAGACCUGGGACCACUCCAUGAUGGAUGGCUAUGAGAUUUGCGCCAUUAACCCGAACAACGACAUAGGCUACUAUGCCUUAAGAAGCCCUCCACCUUUGAGAAACCGUGACUUUGUAACCCAGAGAUCGUGGCUUGACACAGGAGCAGAAAAAUGGAUCCUCAAUCAUUCUGUUAACCAUGAGGCGUGUCCACCAAGAAAGGGCUUCAUUCGAGGGAUCUCAUACUUGACUGGGUACCUGAUCAGACAGAUGGGGGACAAGGUCCAGUUUACAUACGUUGCACAGUCAGAUCCUAGAGGAAAACUGCCAGUCUGGGUUGUGAAUAAAGGCACCAAAAUUCUAGCACCAAAGAUUAUUUCCCGUAUCCACAAAGCAUGUAAAGGUUACACUGCUUGGAAACAACAGCAUAAUCCUCACCUCAAGCCCUGGAUUUUCCCAGAACAGAUGACCCUGCCUCGCCUAGACAUGUCACAAAUCAAGCCUCUGACGACUGCGGUGUCAUCCGAGUCCCUGGAUGAGAGUGGAGUUAAUGAAGACGAGGUCGCUGUUGAGGAAUAUGUUAAUGAUUAAUGAUGGUUAAGUGUUAGGGGACUCUUGUAGAUUUCUUUUUGUUGUAGUAUAUCUUGGGAUAUUUUGCCCAAAGUCGAUUAGUUUAGGUAAAAUGAGGUUUUGACUGUUAUUACAUUGUAUUUGACUGAAUUUUACUGAAGAAAAUAUGCUAGGAUUGAUAGUGCAAUUAAUUUUCAAGUGCAAAAGUGAUUUUUUUCAAAUUGGGGCUCCGACUUUGUCCCAAACUUUCUGUCCAAAGACAUGACACAUUUGAUAGUAAAAUGAUUUGGAAGAAUUAGUAUGUGAUUAUUAGUAAUUUGUUAUCUUUGGCCUAGGCCACAUUAAAAACAUAGUUUGUUUGGCCUUACCUGACUGGUUCACGAAAACGACCACAACAGGAACAUUUUUUUUAACCUCUCCUGUGUCUACAUUUUCCCCCCGUUUAUCUUUACGCAUUAAGGGGUUAAGAAUUUAUAACACCUACCUAUUUACACUGUGUGAAUACCAUGCGUCAUUAAAGCUUCAUUGGAAGGCAAUAUUUUGCUUUCAACAAACACUUGAGAAAAAAAAUAACUUGACCAUUUCUUCACCAUUUUAAAAGAAACAUAACGCAGUCCACACUGCUUACAGAGCCUCUUUUGGUCUUUUAGAGUUUGAUUGAGUUUAGUUACUUAAAACACUUCGACAAGCCUUUUCACAAAAACGACACCUAGUGAGUAGUGAGCACUGUUAAAACAUUAUUUUAGAAACAGGUUUGUCAAAGUGUUAGAUGAAACUAAUAACCUUAUCAAACUCCGGUAAUAAAACGAAGGCAGUGCUCAUUAAGCAGCAUUGACUGCCAUUUGUUUCAUUUAAAAUGGAGAAGAAAAGGAAAAUUAUCAUUGUUUUUUAUCUUCUUUCGAAGCAAAAUGUUGACUUCUGAGGUAGCAUUUAUGACAUAAUUUAUCACCUGGUAUACACUCACUGUAUCUACCCAACUCUUAAAUUAUGGGUCAGAUGAGGCGAAAUAAAUUAUUGUUUAAAUGGGGCCUCAGUUCCACAUUGAAUUUCACAUUGUCAUUACUUUCUAUUGCAUUUUCGGUUGGACCACUGUUGUAUGUAUAAAUUGUAGAUAUUUUCAAAUAUGAAAGUGAAUUGAAUUAUUUAGUCUUUUAUUAGUGUUCUCAUGUGAGAAAAGGGUUGUAUUUGUUAAGUUUUAUCUGGAUUACCCUUGUCUGAACCCACAUUAUAUUAUUCCAAUCACUUGACAUAUUUGGCCGAUAUUAAUUUAUUUUUGCUCGAUUGUAAGAAGACAGCUUAAAGCUGACACCUAUACCACUAGGCAACUCUAUAGUAUUAUUAUUCAAUACAUUAUCAAUAGACUGGGUAUGGAGGAUGGUGAAAUGAAUUUACUUAAUAAAUCUAGAUGUAUUUGCAAGGUCAUGAUUCCCAAUAAGUUUUGGUUUAACUGUCUCAAAUACAAAAUUAACCAACCUGUGUUCAAGAAAAGUGCUUUUUGAAAAAAUAACUUAUUUGGCAAAGUUGAACCAACCCUAAAGUCCUUUGAACCAUCAGUUUUGACCAGCAGCCUGCUCAUAUUGCGAACCAUGAAGGUGAAUGUGAAGAUGAAAUCCAAAUAAUUAGAUCUUUUUCUUUAUUCAAUGUCACUUUGAUACAACCAUUUCACUCCCACCACUCAGUGUGAUUGCUGUAAUGAUUACAACCUACAAGUGAUCAGUAAGUUUAAGGUACCAUGUGUUCAAUUAACUGUUUUCUUUUAUCAUGCCAUUAGCCGUAAUGUUAAAUGUUGAUUCCUGAUGAGGCCGUUUGAUUUUGGUAUCAUUUGAAAGUGUGUUUCAUACUAACAAAUCAUGUUAGUAAAUAUAACAUAUUCUUUUUCUCUACAUAAACCCUUUCAAAUAAUACCAAAAUAAUAUGGGGACACCAGGCAUCCAAAAAUGACAUAACUAUUCAUUCCAUACAUGAAGGGACCAUUGUUAUAACAUUAUUUUUUUCUAGCUUAGUUGUCUUGUCUCAGAUCAUAAAGUCAUAAGAAAAAUUCCCAUAGAAAUAUCUGUAUUUAUUUGAUCUUUUGCCUGUUGAAAAAAAUAACAAAAUGAGCAGAUGAUUAUUCUUGGUGAAAAAUAAAAAAAAUAAACCAUUUUUUUUAAAGUUGUUUUAAUACAAUUAUUUUCUAAAAGUUUGAUUUUUUAAUUAUUUUUUUUUCAAAUUAGAAAAUUUGCAAUAAUACUUGUGAUAAGUUUUCUUCCUCAUACUAUUUUUAAACUUUAAAAAGAAAAAUCUGUUCAUUAUUACCAUUUAUAAGUCCAUAUGAUGAAUUUUAUUGAAACAAAAUUAAACACUUCAUAUUGUAUUCAUAUCUACAUUACAUUGGGACAUUUAUUGUGGGUUUCGUAGAAUUUCGAAGUCAAUAUUCACAACUCAUAAAUUUCAAGUUGACUAGUUCACGUUUAUAGGGUCAGAUAUUAAUAAAAAAACAAAAAAACAAACACAAUAAUGUGUGAGAUGUUAAGAAAUUGUUUGCCACAAUGCUAAAACAUCAUUAAACGAUCAAAAUAGAGCUCUGUAGUUCUAAAUAGAAAUUUCUGGUCAAAUGGGUAUCUGCCGCUUGCUGUUCAUAAAAGUUAAGUAAAAAAAGACAGAUGCAACAAAAUAUUUGCCAACAUGUAGUUCUAUGAAUGAGUCUAGUUUCAGUGUUUUUUGUUUUCAAAACAUGUAAUUGAAAUAAUAAUAUGCCACUUGCUGUUCAAAGUAGUUUAUUUCAUCGUUUGAUGAUGUUUUAUCAUUGUGAAAAGCAUUUUGUUCAUAUUUUACACAUUAUUUAAGCAGAAUCCUGUUUAAAUUUAUAUAAUAUUUAUGAGCUAUGAGCUAUGGAGCUCUUAUUUGAUCAUUUAAUGAGGUUUUAUCAUAGCUCAUAAAUAUUAUAAAAAAAUCAAAGAAAAUUCUCCUUGAAUGUGUAUCUGCCAAAUAGUGUUUGGUGUUGUUCAUAAAAGUUAAGUAAAAUAACACAAUUUCAACAAUCUUACUAAAUAAAAGUUUUUGCCAACAUCAGAUCUGUGAGUGAGUACAUUUAAAGGGUUUCUUGUUUUCAAAACAUUUAAUGAUUAUGAUUUGUUUUGUUAUUUAUUGUGUAUGAUGCAGUUAAAUUUGUGCUUCCUUUAUGAGUUUUGUGCUAGAAUGGUCUUUUAUUAAGGUUUUUCUUCUGAUGGAAAGGGUACUAUUAUUUACAUUUAGCCAAUAUUUAGGUGCUUAGUUGAUUUUCUUUCUUUUUUAUGUACCGGUAUAUUGUAGUGUUUCGCUGGGUAUAAUUCUGUGCAAUGCAAUUUUAUACAUACAUGUUGUAUAUUGAUUUCCAUCUUCUUGACUGUAGCAAAUUGUUUGUUUUUUUCUUCUUUUUCUUUUGUACAUGUAUUUCAUAUGGCCAUGAUUAUAUAUUGAUUGUUAUGUAUUUGAAAAUCCAAAUAUAAUAUUCAUAUUUUGUUUUUAAUAUUUGGAUUUGGCCACAUAAAAAAUCUUUCAUUCUUUCCCUUUUGACUGUUUUGCUUAUUCACUCAAUGUGCAAUUACGUUCACUGUCAAAUUUAACUAUAUCUCUUAAAAUUGUAUUAAACAUGUUUUGCCAUUCCUGUUCAUAACUGUAAUGAUUACUACAACCGUUACUUGAGUUAUUGAAAUUUAACACAAGCGCAAAGCUGUAUAAUUUCAAUCACAAGGAAUUUAGGUUUAUGUAAUUGUUUUGUAUUGUGUUGUCAAGGAUAAUGUUUAAUAACUAGCAUGUGUUCUAGUGAAUAGAGCUGUCAUAAAUUGCUGAUAUUGCAUGGCAAAGCUCCGCCUUCUUGGUUACUGUUUGGGUAUGGGAGUAAAUAUUUUGACAAAAACAAAAACAAAUUGCUCUCUGACAUGGUACAUACUGUAUUUUAUGAAAUGAUUUCAUUGUUUGUUUGAUGAGCAAUCUUCACAUACAUGUUAAGACUUGUUUAUAGUAGUAAUUAAUAGAAUGGCUGAUCUUGAUGAUAUAAGAUGAUGAGAAUAGACCUUCAUAGACACAAAUCAUAUUUAGUCUUAAAUUUCAGCCAUGAAGCUAUCUUAAGGUUAUUUAACUGCUAUUAAAGCACGCAUUAACCCAUGGUUCCCAGGAUCAAGAUUUUUGGCCCUGUAUGAAGUGAUAAAGGGGGACUAUCUUAUCAACGCAUGGACGACAAAUAUUAUAAGAUCAUGAAGUCUAGUUGAAUAAUUAGUGAGUGGCAAAAAUCAAUUUUAAUUUUUAAACCUUGCCAACACUGACCAAUAAAGAUCCUAGUUUGCAAAACAGGUAUUAUAAUUACACAGAACUCCAAAAAGUGAUCUCACGAUAGGUGCGUUGAUAAGAUCGACCUCAGACUUUUUCUUCAGUUGAUUUCAAUCUUUUAAAUUGACCCUAUCCACUAUGUAUUCCAAUCACAUGACACAGCACACACACAAUUUUUUUCAUCAUUGUGAUAAUUGCAAAAUCAUGCUCAUCGGUGUUAUUGAUGUUUUCGUAACACUAUGGGCCUAUUGUUAAGAACUUUGUUAUAGUUAAUAACAUUGUUAACAGUAUCGUUGUUAACUUUUUAAGGUGGUAUAUUUUAUUUUGUGCUCACAUAUUUAGAUAAAACGAGCAUAGCUGAAUAGGUUGUCUCAAUAUUGUCUCAACAAGUACCACAGAUCACAUGUGUGGCCAGGAAACUUUCGGAGUAUAACAGAUCUGAAAGUUAACAAUGAUCCAGUUAACAACGUUGUUAACUUUACAAUGUUCUGAACAAUCGGCCCAUUAAUGUACAGAGAUCUGUUGUUAACUUUACUCUUUUUUUAUUGUUAAUCUAUGCUUAUAACUGUCUGUAAAAGAAUUGCACUUGUAGGAUGCUCUAGUCUUUAACACAAGUUGAGAUCACAUUUUUUCCCACCUCAGAUAAGUAGAUCCAUUAAUUUAACCAUGCUAGAAAUUCUUAUCUUGCCCACGGGCGAAGAUAAAAUGCCCGUAUGGAACUUCUUUUAAUGGUCAACAUAUUGUAAUUACCUCCCUUGUUGAAGACUGUCGUCUGUAGUGCAACAUGGAAACCUUGUCUUGUGGCAAUAUUUAGAACGCUGGUUAAUUAUUUCUCGCUUCAACUGUCACCAGAAAAAAGUUUUCACGCACCUUUCAAGAAAUAAUGUUUCACUCUUCUUAGAACUAUUUAAAGACCGAUCAGACCAUUUACAUACUCUGAAUCACUGCGUGAAUAUCCAUGACAACCACGAAUUAUCGCAUAUCCGUACGCAAUUAUUUUCACUAAGCACAAAAGAGUUCCAGCAAAAAAAUACAUUUUUACUUAAUUUUGUUUAACUGAGGUGGGAGAAAAAGCAUCUACCAUAGCCGCUUGUGUAAGAUGGGUUCAUCCCGACCCUCGUGCAGGGUGUUUUGCAGAAACUUGGUAAACCUCGUUUCCGCAAAACACCCUACUUGCCCAAGUUUAAUUCACUCAAAUAUGUAGCUAUAUAAGGAAACAAUAACACGAAAGAUAACUUUGACUAAAUCAACGUGGAUCUUUGUUGAAACUGCCACUAAAAUCGAUCUGUUCAAAGUUGAUGCUUUUGCAUGAUUGCAUUUUUUUUUAAUACAUUUUAUGUAAUUUGAAUAUAUUCAAAUUUUUUAUAUAUAUAAUUAUGUCCUACUUACACCCUUGCUGCUAUUUCAUUGGUAUGUUUGUUUUUUUGUUGCAUAGAAUAAUACAGGAAUGAUGAAAUGUUUCAAAAGUCUUAAAUUUGCAUACAAUUCUGAACUUUUGAAGAGUUCCUGCACAAUUUCAAAUGUAUUCUGAAUUUAGACAGUGAUAUCCAAACCAUGACCUACCUUCUGUGAAGGCAUACACAUUUCUUAUAACACCAUACCGCUUUGUAAAUUUUGAAUUUCAUAAAUUUGACAAAUUU